AAAACCUUUAAUUUUAUCCAUUUGUACUGAGAAAUCUAGCAAGAAACCACAAUCCCACGAUGGAAUUCCUCUUCUAUGUUGUCAUCUGCGGUUUUCUCUUUCUGUAUUUGCUAGCUAAACUCCUGAAAUCCCAGAAUUCAAGAACCCAGAAAACCCUGCCGCCUGGGCCAAGAAAGCUCCCUGGAAUAGGGAAUAUGCAUCAGCUUCUUGGGUCACAGACUCACCAAAUCCUAGCAGACCUGGCCGCGAAACACGGACCCCUGAUGCACUUACAGCUCGGCCUGGUCUCCACGGUCGUGGUCUCUUCGCCGCAGGUGGCUGAAGAGGUUAUGAAAACGAAAGACAUCAUUUUUGCCCAGAGACCAUACCUUCUUGCCUCCAGGAUUCUCUCCUAUGAUUCCACCAACAUUUGCUUCUCCCCCUGCGGGGAUUACUGGAGACAGCUGCGAAGAAUCAGCACGGUGGAGCUUUUAAGCACAAAACGCGUUCUCUCCUUUCGAUCAAUCAGGGAAGAGGAGAUGUUUAAUCUGAUGGCCUCCAUUUCUUCUUCGAACCAGAAGGGAUCGACGUUCAAUCUCAGCAGAGGGCUUUUCUCCAUGACAUAUACUGUUACUGCGCGAGCUGCGUUUGGGAAACCCAGCAAACAACAGGAAGAGCUUAUUAAGCUGACGGGGAAGGUGGUGGAGGUGUUUGAAGGUUUCAGCUUUGCAGACAUGUAUCCUGCUGUUAAAUUGCUUGAAACUAUUACUGGGUUGAGACCCAAGACUUUGAAACUGCAUAAAAGUAUGGAUGCGAUUCUCCAGUUAAUUCUACGCGAGCAUCGAGAUAGAAGAAUGAAAGCACAAAUUAGUGAGGAGGAGGAGGAUCUGGUUGAUGUUCUUUUAAGGAUUCAGGAAAAUGGGGAUCUCGAAAUUCAAUUGACUGAUAACAACAUCAAAGCUGUGAUCUUGGACAUGUACAUUGCUGGGAGUGAAACAUCAUCAACAUCAAUGGAGUGGACAAUGUCGGAGAUGCUAAAGAACCCAAAAGUGAUGAAAAGGGCGCAAGCCGAGGUGAGAAAAGCAUUCAGUAAAACAAGAACCGUAGAUGAAUCACGGCUUCAUGAAUUGAAGUAUCUGCAAGCAGUGAUUAAAGAAACAUUCAGGCUCCAUCCCCCUCUCCCCUUAUUACUUCCAAGAGAAUGCAGGGAGAGUUGUGAAAUCAAUGGUUAUGAAAUCCCAGAGAAAUCCAAAGUCAUAGUGAAUGUUUGGGCCAUUGGAAGAGACCCUGAAUACUGGACUGAAGCAGAGAAAUUCAACCCAGACAGGUUUCUUGAUUCCACAGUGGAUUACAAGGGAACUGACUUCGAAUUCAUUCCAUUUGGAGCUGGAAGAAGGAUAUGCCCAGGAGUUUCAUUUGCCUUAGCUAAUAUGGAGUUUCCACUUGCGAAAUUGCUUUACCAUUUUGAUUGGAAAUUCCCAGGGGGACAGAAGCCAGAAGAGCUAGACAUGACUGAAACCUUUGGGUUGACUGUGAGGCGCAAAAAUGAUCUAAAUCUGAUUCCAAUUCCUUAUGAAGAAAGCUGAUGAGGAAAUCCCAUUAAUGUUAUGAAUUAUUAGAGUGAAGUCUUAUUUUGUGAAAAUGGCACUUAACAUGUAUAUAACCAUCCAGGAGAUUGUUCAAUAAAUGUUUGUUCAUCCAAGAUUCCAUG
Messenger RNA from Ipomoea nil (Japanese morning glory), 1690 nucleotides. Its product is annotated as cytochrome P450 71D10-like. The record is from RefSeq and is a predicted model, not a curated record. Bases 60 to 1565 code for a protein of 501 amino acids. NCBI's taxonomy places the organism in Eukaryota, Viridiplantae, Streptophyta, Magnoliopsida, Solanales, Convolvulaceae. The transcript has 2 exons. Gene Ontology annotation, molecular function: oxidoreductase activity, acting on paired donors, with incorporation or reduction of molecular oxygen; monooxygenase activity; iron ion binding.